AUGUCAAUUCAGAAAGGUUUAAACACUGUCCUUUGGUUGAUUGCUGUCCUAAAGAAGCUUACAUCUAAGCAGGAUUGCGAAUAUCGACAAAGAGAUGAAAAGAGGCGACCAGUUUCCCAUGAGUACGUCUCCAGCUUGGAGAGUCGAAUCGCCUGGCUAGAAAGCCUGAUCAUGAGAAUCAAGGAAGCCGACUUUCAGGAUAGAGAGACCAUCCUCGAAGCUGUGUCAUUCGAUCACCACCCGCGUCAGGAACAAGAGCACCCUCUCACCGGAAUGGCUGACGUGGACGGCGACACAUCGCCUCUUGAGCCCAAACUAGAGACGGAUCUUGCCGGAUCACUCAUAUGCCAUGGGCCUACAAGCAUAUAUCAGGUUUGGCCCAACGAGCCGCUCCCAAGAGACCCGCCGACGACAAACCUGCCUCUUGGGUCACAAACUGAUCUAGAGCAAAUCGCGGGACAUUUCGGCAUCAAUCUCGACAACGAGAUCAUUCUUGAAACGCUCAUGUUAUUCUUCAAAUGGCAGUAUCCGCAUUUCAUGUUCAUCUACAGAGAAGCAUUUCUCCGAGACCAUUACAGCAAUUGCCGUUCAGCCUGCAAAUAUUGGUCUCCCUCCCUACUACUAGCGAUCUGUGCAUUGGGAUCAUUAAUGAGGCCAGAUAUUGAUCAUGGGCAAGUUGGUGGACGAUUUUAUGCCGCAGCCGAAAGCAUCACUUUAGUCUUUGGUCUGUCCCAGCCAUCGAUAACGACUGUACAGACUCUACUUUGUCUUUCCUUUUUCGAGAUUGGUCGGGGAAACAGCUCCAAGGGCUGGGGCCUCUCAGGUAUGAACAUAAAUUAA
This is a messenger RNA of Clonostachys byssicola, 840 nucleotides long. The record is from the annotation of a GenBank genome assembly. Lineage: Eukaryota; Fungi; Ascomycota; Sordariomycetes; Hypocreales; Bionectriaceae.